This is a messenger RNA of Zootoca vivipara (common lizard), 792 nucleotides long. RefSeq names its product RAB9B, member RAS oncogene family (gene RAB9B). The record is from RefSeq and is a predicted model, not a curated record. Gene Ontology annotation, molecular function: GTPase activity; GTP binding. NCBI's taxonomy places the organism in Eukaryota, Metazoa, Chordata, Lepidosauria, Squamata, Lacertidae. Gene Ontology annotation, biological process: Rab protein signal transduction; retrograde transport, endosome to Golgi. Gene Ontology annotation, cellular component: late endosome; lysosome; phagocytic vesicle.
UUGAUCUCCCGGCCCGGUCAGCGCGGGCCGCGCGUUCGAGACCCGUCCGAGGCCGGCGGCGGGCAGGUGCGCUGCGUGGAGGCCUCGUGGGGAGAUGUGAUGUGUAGGUGUGGCAUUGGCCAGGCUGCCCCGGAGGUGGGACUGUUCUCUCCACAGUACAGACCUUUCCUCUGCUGCCAUGAGUGGGAAGUCGCUACUGCUGAAGGUGAUCCUCCUGGGCGAUGGCGGCGUUGGGAAGAGCUCUCUUAUGAACCGCUACGUCACCAACAAGUUUGACUCGCAAGCCUUCCACACCAUUGGGGUUGAGUUCCUCAACCGGGACCUGGAGGUGGAUGGGCGCUUUGUGACGCUCCAGAUCUGGGACACAGCCGGGCAGGAGCGCUUCAAGAGCUUGCGGACUCCCUUCUACCGGGGGGCUGACUGCUGCCUGCUGACAUUCAGCGUGGAUGACCGGCAGAGCUUCGACAACCUGGGUCACUGGCAGAAGGAGUUCAUCUGUUACGCCAAUGUGAAGGACCCCGACCACUUCCCCUUUGUGGUUCUGGGCAACAAGGUGGACAAGCUGGAGAGGCAGGUGACCUCCGAAGAGGCCCAGGCCUGGUGCAUGGAGCACGGCAACUACCCCUACCUGGAGACGAGUGCCAAGGACGACACCAAUGUGGCUGUGGCCUUUGAGGAAGCUGUGCGGCAGGUGUUGGCCAUCGAGGAGCAGCUGGAGCACUGUGUGCUGGGCCAUGCGAUUGACCUGCAUACCAGCAGCAAGGCAGGCUCUUCCUGCUGCUGAGAGAAGCC